ACAGAAUGAAUUUAUUGUCACUGGUAUCGUAGAACUGUCUGUCAUUAUCGUCUUGGAGUUCAACGAUCAUUCAUUUAGAACACCAUGACUAUGUUUGUACUGUGCGUUGUGUUGUGUAUCGUGGGUCCAUUACUCAAAGUGUCUGCACUCCCCAGUACUGAUUUAAAAGGAAAGAUUGAGAAUUUGUAUACGAAACUUGAGACCAUGUCUACUGUUGUACUCCGACUUGUUAAGGAAAACGAGAAAUUAGAAACCAUGGUUGUCACUGUACCGAGACUGAUUAAGAAAAACGAAAAACUAGAACUUAUGGUUGACUCAUUUAUCAAGGGGAACAAAUUAUUGAAGAAUAGAGUCAACCUUCUAGAGCAAAUAGUGCAAAAUGUCGUGGCUUGUAAUGACGAACAGCCGAAUGUCACAGAUGGGGUAGCUAAGAAAGACAAAGCGAGGAAGCAGGGGAGUGGGAUAAUGGGAAUCACAGACAUGUCUGGAGAGCAGGAUGAAGAGGAUUCAAAAGAAUCAUACCACAGAGACCAGCAAACCAGAAAGAGAAUAGUACCACCAACGUCUUUUCCGACUAGUCUAGUCGCUUUCCAUGCCUAUCUAUCAAAAGACAGCACAGGCCCUCUUUCAGCUCACCAUAUUCUGAAGUUUGACAGCAUUUCCUUAAACAAAGGACACGGAUAUAACGCUUACGAUGGUAUAUUCAUUGCUCCAACUUCCGGAACUUAUGUUUUCACCUGGUCAAUAAUGUCAGAUGUACAAGGCAACGUCUUUAGUCAACUGAUGAAAAAUUCCGACAUUAUUGGUACUAGAUAUGCCGACUCUGCAACUUCCACCGUGUGGGAUUUUGCAACAGGAAUUGUCGUUGUGGGCGUUAAUCAGGGUGACCACGUAUACGUGUGGCUAGGAAGAGAAUCUGUGGGGAAAGUAUUAAGUGUCCUCUACAGCAGAACGACAUUUUCCGGGUGGAUUUUAAACUAAAUUGUCCAAGUAGAACACAUUAUAAAACAGAAUCUUUUUUCGAAA
This is a messenger RNA of Ostrea edulis (European flat oyster), 1026 nucleotides long. RefSeq lists its product as uncharacterized. The record is from RefSeq and is a predicted model, not a curated record. Lineage: Eukaryota; Metazoa; Mollusca; Bivalvia; Ostreida; Ostreidae. Gene Ontology annotation, molecular function: protein binding. The transcript is spliced from 2 exons. The coding region runs from base 85 to 981 and encodes 298 amino acids.